This is a messenger RNA of Oncorhynchus nerka (sockeye salmon), 9103 nucleotides long. RefSeq names its product calcineurin-binding protein cabin-1. The record is from RefSeq and is a predicted model, not a curated record. Lineage: Eukaryota; Metazoa; Chordata; Actinopteri; Salmoniformes; Salmonidae. Gene Ontology annotation, molecular function: protein binding; nucleosome binding. Gene Ontology annotation, biological process: chromatin organization. Gene Ontology annotation, cellular component: nucleus.
AAUAGAAUAUAUUAUAUUUGGGUAAACUGGUUUUGCACGGCAUCGUAUUUUUAUUAUUAUUUUUGUUGUCAAAUAUAACAGACAGACAUUAUGGAGUUUAAUAAUUGAAAAUAACAUAAAAGCAUACGCGAAGUGGCGAUGACACUUAUUUUAUAAUAUUGGGCUGUAGACAAGAUUUUCUUAUUAUUUAGUCAUUUCAGAGAUUCAAUUAUAGACUAAGUCUAGCAAGAAUACUUAAAAGAAGGGUUGCCGGGGGGUCUGAAUGAAAGGCCGAAAUGAAGUGAACAGAGUCGUGCACCAAUUGCGGACAAUCAACUGAAUAUCACAUCUUAUGAUUGGCGCUUCGAACCCACCCGGUAUUAAGCUGUCCAAUAACCCACGAUUUUACUAGUCAUCGGAUCAUUCCACCAUGCAGAGUGAACGAGCUCUAGUGCAUUUACAACAACAAAGGAGUGUCAAAGUUUUCAAGACCCUCACAGCUAGUUGGCUUUAUAAUAUUGUAUCAUAUUGAUGCAGACUCCCAAUAUAUGUUCGAUUGUCAAAGUACCGAACAAGUCUGGUCAAUGCAGGGAAUGAUGAGAUUGGGAAGGAUUGGUAAGUGGCUAGUAACAAAAAAUGUGCAAGUGAUGCACACCGAGACUAUUAGCUAGCUAGCUAGUUGUACCGCGCUAGCUAGCUACUGAGACUGAUUCGGGUCAGGAUGGAAUAAGGAUAGCAAGUCUGGACAGUUGGAAUUGAUGACCAUUGUAAGCGCAUGACUCAAAGAUGAUCCGGAUUGCAGCACUAAAUGCAGCCUCAGCCGCAGCGGAUGAGUCUGAAGACCCUCUGAAAACUAAAAAGAGUCGAACUAAGGAGGCACAGGAAGCAGAGGCAUUUGCUUUGUAUCAUAAAGCAUUAGAUCUUCAAAAGCAUGACAAGUUUGAGGAGUCUGCAAAGGCUUAUCAUGAACUCCUCAAAACCCCAUUGCUCAAAGAGGCAAUGCCCUCGGACGACCAAAAGGUGGGUCUUAAGCAUCCAGGGCUGAUGCUGAAAUACUCUACCUUCAAAAACCUGGCUAGUUUGGCUGCGCUGCGGGAUGAUUUGGAGACAGCCAUGGAAUUUUACUUGGAGGCUGUGAUGCUGGAUUCCACAGAUGUGAACAUGUGGUACAAGAUUGGUCAGGUGGCGGUGCGACUGUUGCGCAUUCCUUUGGCGCGGCAUGCCUUUGAGGAGGGUCUGCAAUGUAACCCAGACCACUGGCCCUGUCUGGAUAACCUCAUAACUGUUCUUUACACACUCAGUGACUACAGCUGCUGUUUGUAUUUCAUCUGCAAAGCCCUGGAAAAGGAUCAUUGUUACACCAAAGGGCUGGUGUUGAAGGAGAAGAUCUUUGAAGAACAGCCUUGUCUGAAGAGAGACUCCAUGCAAAUGUUCUUGAAGUGUGACAUGUCCAUUCACUAUGUGGAGGUGGAUGAGGAGGAGACCCAGGCCAUUGUGGAGGAGGCGAUGGAUCUGCGACGGCGCAGGCAGGCUCUCUCUGCCCGGGAACCCAAACCAGACCUGGUCCUAGUCCAACCCAUCCGCUGUUUCUCGUGGAAGAAUGUUGGAGAGAGCCUCCUUGCCAUGUACAGACAUCAGACAACCUGCGAGCCGCCACGCCCAAGCCUGGGCCGCAGAAUUGACCUGUCCCAGUACCGCGACCCCAACUGCCUCCAGGCCUUGCCUCCUGAGCCCUGCCCUCCUGUCAGUGAUAUUCAGACCAUCCCCAGCAGCAGCCCCAGCUCCUCCCUGCCUCCACUUCCUGUCCCUGAGCCAUCAGCACUGUCCCAGCCCAGCCCUCUGGUUCAGAUCACACAGAGCCAGACAGUAGAGGUCAUUACAACUACAGCCCCCUCUGUUGCUAUGGACACAUCCUUCACUGUGAAGGAGAAGGAGAAGAAGGCCCCUAAGAGGAGACGCACAAUGGAGGACAGCGGAGACACUGCCAAGCGCCGCUCAGCUCGGGUCAGAAACACAAAGUGCAAGAAGGAGGAGAAGAUCGACUUCCAGGAGCUGCUUUUCAAAUACCUACCAUCCAGACUAAAGAAGUUUGACCUUGAGGAUGAUGACGAGAGCCUGAGUAACCUGGAAGCUCAGUGUGAAGUUAAGCAGGACUCCCAGCUGCUCCAUGGCAACAGCGGCAUGCUUUUAGACUCUAUUGAAUACAUGGAAUCAGAACAAGAGGAUGUCCACAACUUCCUGCUCAAUAAUAUGAGCAAUGGUGGGAUAUUAGAGUUGAUGAUGUGCUAUCUGAAAGCGGUGGGUCAGAGGUUCAUGGAGGAGUGGCCUCGGGGGCUGACUGCAGUGGUGCUGGAGGUGUAUCACAGCUGGAGGAAGCACAGUAGCGGACUGCCCAACCCUCUGCUCCGCGACUGCAGUAAUCAACACAUACGGGAAAUGUUUCUGAUGAGCCUAUCAUGUAUGGAGCUUCAGUUGGAGCAAUGGUCUCACAGCAAAGGCAAAAAUGGGUCGCCGAGAAAGUGCAGUGGGGGCCAGAGCAGUGUUGUGUGUGAAGCAGAGUUCCCAGGGCAGCACUUUGAAGGGGACCUGUUACAGCUGGCCUUGGGAUCAUCACAGGGGUACUUGUUUGAGGACAACUGGGUGGCCGUGGUGGUACGUGUUUACUGGCUCAAGGCACGCUUCUUGGCCCUGCAGGGAGACAUGGACCAGGCCCUGGAGAGCUAUGAUGUGUGUACAGACAUGCUGCAGAGUCACGCACGGACCACAGAGGAGGACAAGUACACCAUCUACCUGCCCAACCUGCGUGUGGAUGCAGCCAUCUCAGUGGAGGAGAUUGAUAAGAAGCUGAAGUCUCUGGAGCGUUGUCAGUCCCUGGAGGAGAUCCAGCGUCUGUUUGAGUCUGGGGACUAUGAGUCUGUGGUGCGGCUGCUGCAGCCCACCCUCAGCUAUGGCUCUGGGCGGGUCAAGCCUCUGGAGUUUGUCAGCUCUGUUCCUGAGAGGCCUGCCCAGCUGCUUCUGCUGCAGAACUCCCUGUUGAAGCAGAAGGACUAUCGUCAGUGUCUGGAGUGCACCGAGGUGGCCCUGAACGAAGCCCUGCAGCAGCUCAACGCUGUCCCAGCCAGCUCUCACUCGGCCAAAGAGGAAUGGGUCUCCACCAUCACAACACUGCUGGGAGGCAUCGAGGUCUGCUUCACAGAGGACCUUCAACUCCUGAGCAACGUCAACCGCUACACCAGCAUGGCCCGGCUGGCCAACAACCUCAUCCAGCUGAUUGACUGCAUCAUGGUGAUCCCAGAUGAUCCCAAGGAACCUAAUUUCUCCUCGGUCCUGCCCUGGAUUCUCCUGUACCACAUCAUCAAACACGAGGAGGCUGCUUUCAACUGCCUGCUUCGCCAGCACAUAUCAGUAGGGGACGAUGAAGAAGACUCUAACACCCCCAUGCUGCCCUCAUCCUUGAUGCUGCUCAACACGGCCCACGAGUAUCUGGGCCGCCGCUCCUGGUGCUGCAAGUCAGAUGGCGCUCUGCUCAAGUUCUAUGUUUGUGUUCUGGAGAAAGAGCUAGCUGCCUCUAAAGCGGAGGCCACCCAUCCCUACAAAGAGGAGUUGGAGAUGGCCUUGGAGCAGUGCUUCUACUGCCUGUACGCCUACCCCAGCAAGAAGAGCAAGGCCCGCUAUCUAGAGGAGCACUCUGCUCAACAGGUGGAACUCCUGUGGAGCAAUGCCCUCUUCAUGUUCCAGUACUUCAAGCCCAAGACUCUGCCUGAGUUUGACAGCUACAAGACGAGCACGGUGUCUGCUGACCUGGCCAACCUGCUGAAGAGGAUCUCUGGCAUUGUGCCCCGAAGUGACACUCCCAUCCUCACCAUGGAUGAGGUGUCAGCCUACAUCGAGGGCACGGCUGGGAAGGAGCCAGUACCUUGCCUUCCUGAGGGGGGCGCUCCAGCACCCCCUGUGGUCAAUGAGAUCUUCUACCUCCUGGCUGACUACCACUUCAAGAACAAGGAGCAGUCCAAGGCCAUCAAGUUCUAUAUGCAUGACAUCUGUGUUUGUCCAAACAGGUUUGACUCCUGGGCUGGCAUGGCACUGGCGAGGGCCAGCCGCAUCCAGGACAAGCUCAACUCCAACGAGCUGAAGAGCGAUGGCCCCAUUUGGAAGCACUCCCUGGCUGUGCUCAACUGCUUUAAGAGGGCCCUGGAGAUCAACAGCUCCAACCUGGCUCUGUGGAUCGAGUACGGCACCAUGUCCUAUGCCCUCCACUCCUUCGCCUCGCGUCAAGUCAAACAGUGGAGGAGCGAGCUGCCCCCUGAGGUCGUCAAACAGAUGGAGGAAAGGAGAGAUACAAUGCUGGAGACGUCGUCCCAGUGUUUCCAAGGGGCGUCUCGAUGUGAGGGGGAUAGUGAUGAGGAAGAGUGGCUCAUCCAUUACAUGCUGGGGAAGAUAGCGGAGAAACGAAAGCAGCCACCCCGGGAAUACGUCCAGCUCUACAAACAGGCAGCACAUUAUCUGCAUGAGGAGGCUGCCAGAUACCCUCGGAAAAUACACUACCACAAUCCCCCUGACUUGGCUAUGGAGGCCCUGGAGCUGUACUUUCGUCUGUGUGCCACCAUCCUAAAGCUGCUGGAGGCUGAGGAACCGGACCUGGAGCACGAGAUCUUCUUCAACAUCCUGGCUGAGGCAGCCACCGGACCCUUCGCCAGGGGGGAAGAGAAGAGCAUGCCCAGGUCCCACGAAAAGGAGAAGCCCCUCUUCAUGAUGGACGAGGACUCCCACUGCUCUGUGUCGUCUGUGUGCGCUGCGGCGGAUGUUCAUGGGGCCUCCCUCCCCUCCAACGCUGCAGGUCUGACAUCACCACCUUACACGGCCACUCCGGUCGACCACGAUUACGUCAAACGUAAAACCCUCAGGAGGCAGCAGCAGACGUGGCAGCAGCAGCAUGAGGAGGAGCAGCAGGCUGAUGCCACCCCAGAACAUGACCAUGAUUACUGCCUGCCCAGGUCUCCAAUGUGGCUGGCAUCCCUGAAUGAGCGCAGUCAGGACAGUGUGGUGGUGAUGCUGUCUGACUCCAACUCCACCCAGGAUGCCUUCACAGACCCCGCCAGCUCCCAGGACAGUAGCCAUGCUAAGCUACAGUCUCAGUCUGGGAAGGGCAGUACGUCUUCCUCUGAGAACACCACCCCCAUCAAGGAGGGCCAGCCUACAGUUGAAGACACAGGCUCGCAUGGGGGAAGAAGCAUCGAGGGCGGGACUGUAAUCUUGCUGGAGGACAAAGAACAAGUCCAAGAAGUAGAAGACACCAUGUCAGUGACAGUACCUGAGGCUGAUGCCCAAAAGCCGACCAUAGAUCCCUGCCCUCAUGCACUGCCUGUUCCAUCCACCCCACCAAAGCUCGUCCACUCCCCAGGUCACCCCCAAACCCCCACUCCUCAGGCCACCCCCCAGACUCCCGCCAGCGAUGGGAAGAGCCGUCACCAGAGAUGGCCCGAGCCCCCUCCAGAGGUUGUGGAGGUGCCCAAGGCCCUCCCUGCUGAGCGGACAGAGCAGCGCCACAUGCUGGUGGAGAUGUGUGUCCGUGCUCUCUUCCUCUGCCUGAGCCGCUUCCCUCAGCACUACAAGAGCCUCUAUCGCCUGGCCUUCUUCUACACCAACAGCAAGACCCAACAGAAUCUGCGGUGGGCACGAGAUGUGUUGCUAGGAAGCAGUGUCCCAUGGCAACAGCUGAAGCACAUGCCAGCACAAGGACUUUUCUGCGAGAGGAACAAGACAAACCUGUUCAAUGGCAUCUGGCGUAUCCCAGUGGAUGAGAUUGAUCGGCCUGGCAGUUUUGCAUCUCAUAUGAACAGAUCCAUCGUUCUCUUGCUGGAGGUGCUGUCUCAGCUGAAGGACCACGACACACUGCUCAAAGUCUCUUUCAUGCUCCAGAGAACCCCUGACCAGGGAAAGAAGUAUUUGCGGGAUGUGGAUCGUCAGGUUUUGGCCCAGAGAGCAUUUUUCCUAGCUGUAAAAGUCCUGGAGGACAAUCUGAACAAACUCACAGGGGUGUCGGCGCAGCCUUCCAUGGAUGAGAUGACGACCACGGACACGUCCAACAGGCCCAGCGCAGAAGACCGCAGUCAAGCACUGCCUAAGAAGCCGGGGCUCACUGAGGGGACCCAGGUCAAUGCCCCAGGCCAUGACUCUGGGCUGCAGGAGCCCCCUCAGGCACAGCCAGCCCUGCUCACCAUAGACGGAGACAGGGGGGAUCAACAGCAGGGAACUCCAUGUGGGAAGGUGGAGGCUGCUGCAGGGGAGGGGGCCAGAGCAGGGCCAGAGGAGCCUAUGGAGCUGGACACUGGCCACUGGGGGCGUCCCUCCAAGACCACAGACUCUCAGGGCAGUCAACCAGACACUGAGUCCCACAGAACUGUGUUGGAGCCUGGGGAGAAAGUGGCUGUGAGCAACCGGGCACCAGAGCUUUCUCUGGAAGACCUGAGCAUCAGCUCCAGACAGCAGCAGCUCCAGGGCCUGGUAGUUAAGGGCCCAGUGUCAGCCAGUGGAGCAGAGCUGGGACAAGCCCAGGGGCCGCUACGCAGGCCCAGCAGGAAGAGGAAGCUCCUGGAUGACGUAGAGUCAGGCAAAACACUUCUGAUGGAUGCCUACCGGGCGUGGCAGCAGGGCCAGAAGGUUGUGACCUACAAUCUGGGGCGCAUUGAGAAAAUCAUGUCCGAGACAUACAUGCACAUUAAGCAGGUGGACGAGGAUGUGGCGCUGGACCAAGCAGUGAAGUUCUGCCAGAUACAGAUGGCCACGUCAGCACAACGACAGUCUGCCAGUGAUGCCCCGACAACACCUAAGUACUCCAAGGAUCACCGCGACAUCUUCUUCCCUGCCUCUCUGCCCACUCCGGUCCUGCUCAGUCACGCUGCCUGCCACCCCCUGUCUGUCCAGGAUAGCCAAGCCAAACUCCAGUACGAGCCCCUUGGCAAGGUGCCCAGACCUCCAGCCAGCGGCUCCCACGAGCAUUGUCAGCCCCAGCACAGGAGAGCCCCCCUGCCUAUCCACCCUGCUUCAACUAUGGCCUUCCACCCCCAAACAGAGGAACGUGAGGAGCCCCCAGAGGGACUGUCCUACAGACAGCAGGAGUCUCAUCUUUGCCAACAAAUGAAGUUGGCCACUGUGUCCCCAGGGCAGGAGGCUGCAGGCUGGUACCAUGACGAGCCUGCUUCCUGUAGUGCCACACAACCUUGCUCAGACCAGCAGCUAUAUGGCAGCAUUGAGCAGUCCAAGAUGUCGGACCCUAGUCGUAUCCGCUCACGCAUCCCCCCCAACAUGCCAAAGCUCUUCAUCCCCUCCACCGUCACCAAGUUCCCCCCGGAGAUCACCGUCACCCCGCCUACUCCCACCCUGCUCUCCCCCAAAGGAAGUAUUUCAGAGGAAACCAAGCAGAGACUCAAGAACGUGAUCCUGUCCUCCCAGUCAGCGGCCACAGUGAAGAAGGAGACGCUGAGCCAGCCGGCCCUGGAGGUGCAGGAGACCUCCAGCCAGGAGUCCUCUCUGGAGAGUGAAUCAGACGAUGGGGAUGAGGAGGAUGAUUACAUGGACAUCUGAGCCACUGCUACAAGACUGAACAAACCCAGGCCACUCCUUGGAGCUGGACCUGACUACCAUCAAGCCCCUCCACUUCCUCCCUUGUCUUGAAAAGAUGGAAUGGUACAUGUCACUGCAGUUAGUGUCUCUGUGUUGGUGCAGUUGGUCUAUCUUGUAAUUUCAAGCUGUCUUAAUGGAAAAAAGCUCUUGAAGUGAAAAUGUGCAAAUGCGCAAUGUUCAGCUCUUGACACUGGAUGACUGGGGAUGUUUUUCGUUUAACAAUAAUUUUGCUAAGUACCAUUUACACUUAUCACACCUGUCAGCUAACCAAGCUCUCCAUAGUCUUUCACAUGAAAAUGGGAAAAGGUGUAGAAUGAUGAUCUACGCUUUUACUGUAAGUUAAAUGGUCAGAAUUGGUGGUGGAUUGUUGCUUUGUAGACACAUUCUUCGCAUGCAAUGCAGUUGGCAUCAUUGGCUGUGAUUUAUACAUCUUUCACACGUAAUGGGGACUAGAAUUUGGCCUGCUUUUACUGUAUGUUUCAACUGCAGCUAAAUCCUUGUUGUUGGAAUGCAACAUCCCACACUGAGGUGCUUCAACACGAUGAAAUGUGCCAUGGCAACAUAUCACAGGUGCCAGCCAACUUCUAUCCAUACACAUUGAUAUAAGAAUCUGAACGGCAAGAAAUCCACAUUUGUAUGUGACCUGCAUUUUCAUGGACACUAAGAUUUAAUGAGGACUGCAAACCAGAGUUUUAUAUAGGGCUCCUAAAGCAAUGUUGAGGACCCUACUUCUCCAAAGCCUAAUAACCUGUAGCAGAUUGGAUAUGUUUACACUUCCAAGUGGGAUGUCUUUGAUUUGUCUCUUGUUCAUGUUCUAUUUUUGUACUCAACUCUAUUCUAUCAAGUCUUGUUUGAUUUAGUCCUUUUGUUUCUCUGGGGAUUUGUAGCUUGGAGGACCCUUCUUUACCAGGAAGAGGUCCUGUCACCAGCAUUGCUCAGAAUAAUAGACAAAGUGAUGGUUUGGAUUAGUCUGAAUUAGCUUUUGUACAUAUCACAUUUAAAACAUAUUCUCAAAUGAAGCAACUCUUACGCGGUCCAGGUGUUUAUUUACCAUUGGGGUCAAGUGUGGAUGUUCCUAAUUCAGAGAAAAUGCCUUGGUAAAUAUGUUUAAAUUCUAUGUCAACUCAGAGGACGACAAUAGAAUGUUGUUUUUGUUUUUUUACAGAUUGUUUCUAUAAAAAGGAUAUUUACCAUAUGUUUCUUGUAAAUUGUCUUUAGAAGACUUUUUAAAAAAGGAAGAAAUUAUGAAGAAAUAAUUGUAAAGGACAUUGCCCGAACAAGUCUUGCUUGACUGACUACCUACCUGUAAAUGGAUGUUUGUAUUUUUUGGUGUAAAAUACUGUUUUGUAUUUCUGCUGCUGAGCUUCUUAUGGGAAUGUAUAAUGGCUGAGAGGUUUUUCUUCCUUAAACCUUGGCACAGGCUGGGGAGUUGUUGUUCUUUACAUAUUAACUUGCCACAUUAAAGAUGUCACAAACCAAAAAUAUACGUGAUACGCUUUUA